Molecule: messenger RNA, 962 nt
Organism: Phragmites australis (common reed)
Lineage: Eukaryota; Viridiplantae; Streptophyta; Magnoliopsida; Poales; Poaceae
Product: transmembrane emp24 domain-containing protein p24delta3-like
Exons: 4
Coding region: 171-797 (208 amino acids)
Biological process (GO): intracellular protein transport; Golgi organization; endoplasmic reticulum to Golgi vesicle-mediated transport
Cellular component (GO): COPII-coated ER to Golgi transport vesicle; Golgi apparatus; endoplasmic reticulum
Source: RefSeq, a predicted model, not a curated record
AACAACAAAAUCCCAAAACCACACCCACCCCAUCGACGCUGUCCCCGUCGCCUCGUUUCGCCCCAACCCCUCCCGCACGCCAUUGCUCGUGACAGUCCAAGCUCCCACGACUACGCGCGACCGGAGAGGCAGAGAGAGAGGGACGCUCGGCUCCAGAUCCGCCUGCGCGGAUGGCGGCGUCGAUCUUGCCGGCGGUUCUGCUGACGGUGCUGCUGCUGACGGAGGCGGAGGCCGUGUGGCUCGACCUGCCGCCGUCGGGGACCAAGUGCGUCUCCGAGGAGAUCCAGCCCAACGUCGUGGUGCUCGCGGACUACGCACUCAUGUACGAGUCCCACCCCACCGCGCACCCCACCGUCGCCGUCAAGGUCACCUCACCAUAUGGUAAUACCGUUCAUCACAAUGAAAAUGCCACGACGGGUCAGUUUGCAUUCACUACCUCAGAAGCUGGAAACUAUCUUGCAUGCUUCUGGAUAGACAGUGCGGAGAAAGGAUCAGGAACAUCUCUAAGUCUUGAUUGGAAGAUAGGGAUUGCAACAAAGGACUGGGAUGCCGUAGCCAAGAAGGAAAAAAUUGAGGGUGUUGAACUAGAGCUUAGGAAGCUUGAAGCUGCAGUGGGAUCCAUCCAUCAUAACUUGUUGUAUCUAAAAGCAAGGGAGGCGGAGAUGCGGACGGUGAGCGAGAAAACAAAUUCUAGGGUUGCCUGGUUCAGCAUCUUGUCACUGGGAGUCUGCAUUGCGGUCUCUGUGCUGCAGUUGUGGCAUCUUCAAGGGUUCUUCCGGAAGAAGAAGCUUAUUUAAAUCCAUAUUCACCUGUUUGAUAUGUAUACUCCGGUGUUGACUACCCUAAGAGAAAGACAGUUUUGUCAUGCUUAUUUCGAAAAACUUAAAUGAUGGGCAUACGGUUGAUACAUGAUACAUGGUUUCAAUAGCUAGCAACUAAUACUAUGUGCAAUUUAGUGCAUC